Diabrotica balteata is the source of this 1234-nucleotide messenger RNA. Lineage: Eukaryota; Metazoa; Arthropoda; Insecta; Coleoptera; Chrysomelidae. The record is from the annotation of a GenBank genome assembly.
UUUGUAAAUUUUUUAGUUGCAGAUUAAAUGUAAAAUACUUGAACCCAAAUUAAAAUUUAAUAUGGAAAAAUCAAUUAUAAUAUUUACAUUUUUUUUGGGAAUCACCUAUUCUUUGGAUGAUGUUAAAUGGAAUAAUUUUAAGAAUACACAUUUUAAAAGAUACAAUGACCUUGAAGACAAGCUGAGAUUUAAAAUAUUUCAAGACAGCCUUAGAGAAAUAGAAGCACACAAUAAAAAAUAUAACAAUGGAGAAGUAUCUUAUUUUCUAAAAACAACUCAGUAUGCUGACUGGACAAAUGAAGAGUUUAGAUCCCUAUUAAAUAGUAACCUUAACAAAAAACUUUACACAAAAAAGGAGAAUGUAGUGUUUAAGUCCAAGGCUGAAAUUCCGUCAUCAGUGGACUGGAGAAAUGAAAAAGCUGUAACGGCAGUUAAAGACGAAGGAACUUGCGGUUGUGGUUGGGCUUUUAGUGCGGUUGGUACCAUUGAAGGCCAGUUAGUUCUAAAAAGAAAUCAAUCUGCUACGUCUUUGAGUGUCCAGGAGUUGAUAGAUUGUUCAACUUUCAACUUUGGCUGCACCAAAGGGUACAAUCGUUUUGCAUUAAUGUAUGCGAGGGAAUUUGGAAUUAGUUCAGAUGAACAAUAUCCUUACGAAGCUAAGGACGAUACCUGCAAAAAUAUUACUGAUAAAGCUGUAAAACCCAUAGCGCAGUAUGGAACUGUCGAAGAGUCAGAAAAUUCUUUGGCUGAAGCUGUGGCUCUCAUAGGACCGAUUGCAAGCGUCGUAUAUGUUGAUGAGAACCUGGGAUGGAAACUGUAUGGUGGAGGAAUAUUUGAUAAUCCUUCAUGUACAGAUUCGAUUAAUCACGGGAUCCUGACAGUUGGAUAUGGCACUGAAGAGAAGGACUUUUGGAUUCUAAAAAAUUCGUGGGGAACCACCUGGGGAGAAAAUGGUUACAUGAGAUUAGUACGUGGAAAAAAUCAGUGCGGAAUAUAUUUAGACAAUUCAUUUGCUAUACUAGAUUCGUAAUUUUUACUUCGGUUUAUAAUAAAUCCAGUCCUACAAAACAGAAGCUGGAAUUUUGAGGAAGGAUGUUUUGUAAUAUAAUUUAUACAUCUAUUAAAAAAAAAAAGAAAUAUAAAUAUUUUAUACCUGUGUCUGUCUUUACUGUUGGUAUUACAAUUCUAUAUUGUACAUUUUUAUGUUAAGUGUUAGCGCCAGUGUGAACAUCAA